Molecule: messenger RNA, 1636 nt
Organism: Cervus elaphus (red deer)
Lineage: Eukaryota; Metazoa; Chordata; Mammalia; Artiodactyla; Cervidae
Product: endogenous retrovirus group K member 113 Env polyprotein-like
Exons: 2
Coding region: 197-1195 (332 amino acids)
Source: RefSeq, a predicted model, not a curated record
AUACGGCUUUUACGACUGCAUGAGAAUAGUGUUGAGAAUAACAAGCUGGCCUUGAGGAGAACAGACUGUCUUUUGAUCCUGAGAAAAUAGAGUCUAUGUGUCUCAUUAAACUUGGUAAACUUGCUGUUAUCAACUUUGUACGUGCUCAAGCUCCAUCUGUGUAACCUUGAUUUUUGUAAGUUUUUCCCUUGCUCCCAUGCAUAAAACGACUCGCUGUAGAACUAAAGUUUUGUUAGUUUCCCAGAGAGGCUGUCCGUGUCCUUUUUUCAGAAUCUACUCUGCUGAGCUUUCCACAAGUGGUGCCCAACGUGGGGCCUCGAAGUCACGACAAGUUGAACACGGAGAAAGAUUCCUGCAGAAAGAGAUGGAGAAGAUAUCUGGGCUCUGCAGCGAUGUAUAUGUCCUCAACAACCAGGACCCAUCGGGAGCAAAGAAAUGGGUGACCCACAUCACCAAGAGAAUGGCCACAAUGUCACUGGAGGAAGAGAAACAACAGAAAAGAAGGAGAACUGCUCCAGCUCAACCAUACCCCACUUGGGCACAGAUCAAGAAUCUGACAAGGAAAGCUGAAGAUGUACUGAAAGAAACCAGAACCCCUUUAACUCCUGAUAAACUUUUCUUGGGUAUGCUAGCUGUAUUGUCUUGUACAUCGGCAUUGAGUGCUAAUUAUACAUACUGGACUUACAUUCCUGCUCCGCCUUUGUUGCAAUUUGUUGACUGGAGUGAACCUAGCCCUCUGGUCUUCACUAAUGAUAGCCAACACUUCCCUCCUCCAUGGUCUAGAGCUGGACCUACUCAUCCUGAUCAAGAGGGGAAAGCAAUCAAUAUAUCCAUAGGGUAUAAGGUUUUACCUAUUUGCUUUGGUGCAAGUCCUCCCUGCAUGUCUAUACUUCCUCAAUGGUGGGGUUAUUCCUAUAAUAAUGGCACAGGUUUUAGGUUGGGGUUUUUUGCUGCCACUUCAUUUCUGUUAAAUCAAUCUGAAAGGUACUAUCAUGGGCAAAUUUUUAACAGUACAAAGGCUUUAUUUUUACCUGAGGAGCCUCCCUCUGAAGCAGUAUCCUGGCAAAGAAAACAUCAGGGCCCUCCAUUAUUUUGGUCUGAGUGCCGGGGAGUUGUUAGAAAAAUAUCUCAUUAUUUGAAUGUUACAUUUAUUGAUUGGGGACUACAUGGAAUGUUUGUUAAUUGCUCUGAUUGAGAAGAGGGAAAUUGUAAUGGGACAAAAAAUAUUAGAUUUAAUCUUUCUUUGGGGGGACUAUGGCAUCAACAGAAUGAUAUCCUCAAUUGGUAUAAUGGUGGCCUGUCUCCACCCAGGCCCUGUAUGAUUCAUCCUCAACUCAGGCCUGAACAUUGGCACAUCUGGAAAAUACCUGCCUCUUUACACCAAUUUGCUACCCUUGUAGGACAUGCUCGUACUUCAGGCCCCCAAAAUUAUACUAUCACUUAUAAUAGCACUGGGUUCAUUCAAGCAUGUGUACACCCUCCUUUUCUGUUUGCUAUAGGAUAAUUCAUUAUUACAAACUCCACACAACUUGUCAAUUGCACAAACUGUAAACUCUACACUUGCUUAAACCAUAGUUUGCCAUUCAAUCGUAGUAGGGAGGGAAUUUUCCUUAUGAAACAGAGAGCAGAAUUAUGG